Messenger RNA from Manihot esculenta (cassava), 3593 nucleotides. Its product is annotated as probable inactive leucine-rich repeat receptor-like protein kinase At3g03770. Bases 1017 to 3308 code for a protein of 763 amino acids. The record is from RefSeq and is a predicted model, not a curated record. Gene Ontology annotation, biological process: protein phosphorylation. Gene Ontology annotation, molecular function: receptor serine/threonine kinase binding; protein kinase activity; ATP binding. The transcript is spliced from 8 exons. NCBI's taxonomy places the organism in Eukaryota, Viridiplantae, Streptophyta, Magnoliopsida, Malpighiales, Euphorbiaceae.
AGAUAAUCACUCUGCUUUUAGUUGUGAUUCAUAAUAGACUGUAAGGUCGUUGGUGCUGCAGCAGUGGAAGGUCCCAUGAUGGGCUAGAUCUAAUUAAUUCUCUCUUCAAAUUUUGAAGGCAAUGCAAAUGCGGUACACCAUUAAUGUAUUGAAUAUUUGUGCAGGAGAAUCUUAAUUUGAAUAUUGGGGAGGAGACCACCUUCUGACUGAGCCACCAACUUCUGAAAUCUUUCACUGCUGCCUUGUAAAAAGAUUCCAUAGAACCUAAACCGAUAUUUCCAGGAAAACUGACCAAGGACAUUUCUCUUUUGCCCAUUUUAGAUUGAGUUGGGCAGCAAAAUGACAUCAGAAGUUCUAAUGCAAUUGCAGGGAGAUGCUCCAUGAACAAGAUCUCUGGAAUUACAUUCAAAAUGGGGACCCAUCUAAUCCAUGUUUCAAACCGGUUUGUUCUUAUAGCCAACCACUUGAAAAUGUGAACUUUUCACAGCACAUUUUGCCCCAGAGGGCAAAAAAAGUUACUGUAAAUGGGUAUUUGCCAAUUUGAUAAAUUAGAGUGUAGAGACAGCCUGUAACUAUAUGGGCAGUUGCAAUCACAAGUUCCAAGGAUAGGCACUGUGAUUACUCUUAUGCCCUCCGAUUUGAGGCAGCCAUCCUCCUCUGUUGGGCAAUAGAGUUAAAACAUUGCUUUAUAGCUGCUGAAUAGUUUUCUUAGUUCUUGUUUCUCUGUCAAGCUAGACAUUACAACUUCUUCAAAGUGUACAAUUCAAAUGCUUCCUUUCAACUUUUUCUAGUUCUUUUCUCUCUCUUUAGUCUCUACUGCGUUCACUGUUCACAGUAACCAACUGUUACUGUCGUAUGAGACAAACUCUGUCCGUUAAUGUUGGAGAAAGCUCAGGUCAGAAAAUGAUGUGGAAGGGCUAGCUGCAUGAUCUGAUCCAGGUACCUGUCCCCCCACAUCCCAUUAUCCUCAGAAGGCAUCAUUAUUAAGUGUUUAUACAAGAGAAAAGAGUUUGUCCAUGGAGUGUUGUAGCUGGUUUCUGCUGUCAUGUCUUUUAUGGAGUUCUCUGAUUCUGGGUUCCCAUCAAUUACAAUCUUCACAAAGACAAGUGCUUCUUCAACUGAGGAAGCAUUUGGAGUUCCCAAAUCUACUAGAAAUUUGGAAUGAUCAUGGCAUAGAUUUUUGCUAUAUAUCUUCAUCCUCACAAGUGAACAUGUCAUGCCAAGACAAUUUUGUGACCGAGCUCAGAAUUACAGGAGACAAGCCUGCCAAGUUUGAUAACUCUGUUGGACGGGUAAUUCCAAAUCAAACUUUAUCAGAGAAUUUCUCUAUGGAUUCUUUUGUUGUUACUCUUGCAAGGCUUAACAGCUUGAGAGUCCUCAGUCUUAUAUCUCUGGGCCUUUGGGGUCCACUUCCAGACAAAAUUCAUCGGUUGUCUUCACUGGAAUAUUUGGAUUUGAGUUCAAAUUAUCUCUUUGGUUCUGUUCCACCAAAGAUUUCAGCGAUGGUGAAACUUCAAACUCUUAUACUAGAUGACAAUUUCUUCAAUGAUACAGUACCCAAUUGGUUUGAUUCAUUGUCUAAUCUUAAAAUUCUAAGAUUGAGGAAUAACCAAUUGAAAGGUCCAUUUCCAUCGUCAAUACAGAGAAUUAACUCUCUUACUUAUCUUGUUCUGUCUAGCAAUGAGAUAUCUGGCAAGUUACCAAGUCUUGAUGCCUUAAGCAACCUGCAUCUGCUGGAUUUAAGUGGGAACCAUUUAGAUUCUAAGCUACCUUCAAUGCCGAAAGGACUGGUCACAGUAGUCCUUAGCAAUAACUCCUUUUCAGGUGAGAUACCACAUCAAUAUAGCCAGCUUGGUCAGCUUCAGUACCUUGAUAUGUCAUUCAAUGAACUAAGCGGAACACCUCCUGCUACAAUUUUUACGUUGCCAAACAUCAGUUACUUGAAUUUGGCAUCAAAUAUGUUAAGUGGUUCGCUUCCAGACCAGCUAAGCUGUGGCAGCAAACUGCAGUUUGUUGAUAUAUCUAAUAAUAGUUUUACUGGCAGAUUGCCUCAUUGUUUGAGAACUGAAUCAGAUGAUAGAGUUGUGAAGUUUGAUGGAAAUUGCUUAUCCACUGGUUUACAUCACCAGCGUGCAGAAUCAUCGUGUAUGGUCAUGCCUGUGAAACAUAAAAAUUCUGGUGGCAAAGAUGUAGGAAUAGUAGUGGGUGUGGCUGCUGGUAUACUUGUUAUUGUGGUGCUUCUGGCUUUCGGCUUUCUUGUUCUAUGUAGAAGAUAUUGCCCACGGGGAAUCUCAGAGCAGCAUUUGUUGCACAAAGCAGUGCAAGAAAACCCAGCGGCAGGGUUCCCAUCUGAUAUCCUCAACAGUGCAAGAUUUAUUUCUCAAGCUGCAAAAUUAGGGACACAAGAUCUCCCGGCAUGUCGGUCAUUUGCAUUAGAAGAGUUAAAGGAAGCCACCAAAAACUUCGAUAACUCUACCAUUUUGGGUGAAGGUUCUUAUGGAAAGCUUUACAAAGGAAGAUUAGAAGAUGGAACCCAAGUUGCUAUAAGGUGCCUCCCUUCGUCGAAGAAAUACUCAUUUCGAAACCUUAAACUCAGGUUGGAUUUGCUUGCAAAGCUUCGUCACCCACAUUUGGUUUGUCUCUUGGGGCACUGCAUUGACAGUGGUGGACAAGAUGAUUACAGAGUGAACAGAGUCUUCCUUAUAUUUGAAUACAUUUCAAAUGGGAGUUUUCACACUCGCCUCUAUGAGAACAGUCCAGGCAAGGUUCUAGAUUGGUCAGAGAGAUUGACAGUGCUAAUUGGUGUAGCAAAAGCAGUGCACUUUUUGCAUACAGGUGUUAUUCCUGGUUUCUUCAACAAUCGAUUGAAGACGAACAAUAUCCUGCUCAAUGAGCAUGGGAAUGCAAAGUUGAGUGACUAUGGACUGUCCAUUAUCUCUGAAGAAAUAGUAAAUUGUAGGGAAGGUGGAGAAGGCUUUAAAUCAUGGCAAAUGGCAAGAUUAGAGGAUGAUGUUUAUGGCUUUGGCUUCAUAUUACUUGAAUCAUUGGUGGGCCCCUCAGUAUCUGGCAGAAAAGAUAAGCUGCUGCUGGAUGAAUUGGCAUCUUGUGACAGCCCGGACGGGCGUAGGAAAUUAAUAAGCCCAAUUGUGCUGGCAACUUGCUCACAAGAGUCCUUGUCAAUUGUGCUUUCUAUAACAAACAAAUGCAUUUGUUCUGAAUCAUGGAGCCGUCCGUCAUUUGAGGACAUCCUCUGGAACUUGCAGUAUGCAGCUCAGAUCCAAGCAACAGCUGAUGGUUCAAAGAUUUGACAACGAAUCACAUGAGGGGUUAUUUAUGCGUGGACUCGCAACUCCCUCCAAAGGGAACUUGUUCCUUUUUUUGUUCAUCGAGGUUGCAGCUAUUGCAAAUGUUGAAGCUUUGCUACCUCAAGUUGGGCAUAACUUGUAUUUAUAUAUUGUUAUUUCGCUCCUCUUUUUUUUUUUUUUUUCUGUUUCUAGGAGUGGAUUAUUGUCAUUAUAUAUUCGCUUGGCCUCUGUUAAUUCUUGUUCUGACUGACCAAAGAUCAACUAGUGGAAAAAAGUUUUCCUCUUUCA